Messenger RNA from Sebastes umbrosus (honeycomb rockfish), 1276 nucleotides. RefSeq names its product histone H2B 1/2-like. Gene Ontology annotation, cellular component: nucleosome. Lineage: Eukaryota; Metazoa; Chordata; Actinopteri; Perciformes; Sebastidae. Gene Ontology annotation, molecular function: structural constituent of chromatin; protein heterodimerization activity; DNA binding. The transcript has a single exon. The record is from RefSeq and is a predicted model, not a curated record. Bases 475 to 858 code for a protein of 127 amino acids.
GGUGGCAUAUAGAUUAUUUGCUUUCAUACAUUAAUAAUCUUUUAGUUACUUCCCUGGUUGUUUCCCAGAUUAAACUGACAUGCUGUUUAGUUUAUUAUCAUUUUGUUUGAUUGAGGAAAAAUAUUUGCUAUAAAGGAAUUAUCAGGAACUACUGUUUGUAAUUAGUAUUUUUACACUGUUAACAUAUUUGCUGUCUAUGUCACGCCACAUGUCUAUGCCACUAUCUAAACAUAACCCAUGUUUCCUUUAAGAUACAAUGGUGAUUAAAAUGCAUCUCAAAUCACUUCAACCAGACAAGUUAUAGGCAAACUCAUUUCAUGCAUGUGGGGACUUCCGCAUAGUUACUCCCUGACGCAUUUGAAAUCAGCCAAUAACAGAGAAGGGACAGCACAGUAUAAUUUGCAUAUUUAGGGUCUAAGGAGACGUAGUGUACAGCCACUUGUAAACACAAUUGUGAACUCCACAGUCGUAAUCAUGCCUGAUCCAGCACCGAAAGGGCCCGCUUUAGCUAAGAAGGGAUCCAAGAAAGCGGUGGCGAAGACCGCCGGCAAGAAGGACAGGAAGAGGAGAAAGCCCAGGAAGGAGAGGUACGCCAUCUACGUGUACAAAGUGAUGAAGCAGGUGCACCCCGACACCGGCAUCUCCUCCAAGGCCAUGGGCAUCAUGAACUCCUUCGUGAGCGACAUCUUUGAGCGCAUCGCCGGUGAGGCCUCCCGUCUGGCUCACUACAACAAGCGUUCCACCAUCACCUCCAGGGAGAUCCAGACGGCCGUCCGCCUGCUGCUGCCCGGUGAGCUGGCCAAGCACGCCGUGUCUGAGGGUACCAAGGCUGUGACCAAGUACACCAGCUCAAAGUAAACCGUCCAGCUCUAACAAACCACAAACCAACGGCUCUUUCAAGAGCUACGUACUUCUUAUGAAGAGCAAAGUUCUACAUUGUACAAGUAACAACGAAUGGUUUAUGUUGUCACUUAGCUAUAAAGAAACAUGAUUAGGUUCUACCUUAAGCUGGCCCCUACGCAAAACUACUAUUACUGUUACUAUUAAUUUCAUCUUAAAACAUUUUAUAAUUUUUUUUUUAAAAUAUUGUCCUCUGGUAUAUGAAUAAACACGAAGUAAACUCAGAUUGCACAGUACACAGUAUUCAUAUAAUCAACAAUUCAACUAGUAUAAGAUUAAUCUAAUAUAGUUUAAAGGUUUGGUUAUAUUGUAUUAUAAUUGAUUAAAUUAUUCACUUGAGAGAGCCCUGUUUUUUGCACCUUUCCAUCACAUUUGU